Molecule: messenger RNA, 3266 nt
Organism: Morone saxatilis (striped sea-bass)
Lineage: Eukaryota; Metazoa; Chordata; Actinopteri; Moronidae
Product: protein sel-1 homolog 3
Exons: 23
Coding region: 50-3145 (1031 amino acids)
Molecular function (GO): protein binding
Source: RefSeq, a predicted model, not a curated record
GGUCCGGAUCUUGAGGCUUCUUGUUUCUUUGCAACUUGGAAAAUCUUUAAUGGCGAGAUUAAUGAGAACACCGUGUGAACCGUGGAUUUCCAAACACUACAGAUACAUCUGUGUGUUUUGUCUCAGUGUGCAGAUAGUCUCGGGUUUAGACCAGGUGACACUCCUGAAUCCUCCAGAGGAGCCUGUGUCAGACCAUCUCUUGGAAAUACUUUACUCUUGUGAUCAACCUGCUACAGUGCAGCUGGACUGUAUCGUAUCUUUUGACACCGGCAUCACUUCCACACUCCUGCUAAGACAGUGGAGCUGCCUCCCCGAUGACCCUAAAAUAAGGACCCUGGAGCUGAAUCUGCCGGAUUGGUUGGUGUAUCAAGCUGAUGGGAUUGUUCCAGACUCCCAGUGGGUGCUGAGUUGUAUCCUGCUGGCGUCAGUCAGAUAUAGUGGAUUUGAUGACACUGAGAGGUCUGUCGCAGCUCAGGAUGCGGCAACUUUGCAACCGAGGCCUUUUUUUAAUCGACCUGUAAAACAGCAUCCACUGUGCAUUGCCUGGAGCACAGAAAUGCUUCAGUUAACGGGGUUUUCAAAGAAACAAUGCCCCCUGGAGCAAGAAACAGUGCUUUUGCUGUCUUCCAUAUAUGCUUCUACUGGAGAAGGCUUUGGUAUCACAAAGACACUAGACCCUUAUAGCAGUGAGCUUCUGGAGUAUCUGCGUCUUAAAGCCAUCUCUUUUCCAUGGUGUAUGUUCUCCAUAUGGGUAUUUGUGACCAGUCACUGCCAGAAGAGAAUGUGUGGCUUGUUUUACCACAUAGACCCCCAUAAUAACUACGUCACACCAACACUGUUCCUCACAAAUUCAGGUCAGCUACACGUUCAGAUCAGUGCAGAGUCUGAGGAAGCCUCUGCAUUUCUCUCUCCGUUCAAGGUGCCUUUAAGCGAGUGGUGCCAAAUCAGUGUGAUGUUGCACGGUAGAUUGGUGACUCUCUCCAUGGUGUGCAUAGACGAGGAGCAGAGAACGGUUUAUUCUAUAGAACACAUGUUGAGGCAUACUAUCAUGCUGGAUGACACAGAGGGAUAUUUUGUGAUUGGGGGAGGGAAAUACAUACGAGGUGUGGAAGGUUAUUACGGACCACUGGUUUACUACCGCAACAGAAUAUCACCUCACAGCCCGUCUGAAGUCGUGAUUCCAGAUGUUAUUAGGAGUGUGAACCUGACCGGAUGGCUGCAGACCUGCCAGCCGUUUCAUCUUGAUAUGACUGUCAAAAUCAGUGGCUAUUCUCUCAAGGCCAAACAGAGGACAGAGUCUGAGACCUGUUUUGAUGCUUUCUAUGAGUGGAUGGUAAAGGACAGACUGCCAUCAAAGUCACAGUGCGGGCUGUGGGAGGCGAUUGUUCCUCACAGAAGACAAGCUGCAAAACUGGCCAAGUUUUUGGCUUUUAAAUAUGGUAAAAGAAGAGUUAGCCUGCCAGCUGUGGGCAGAGCACUGUACUCCUUAUCACUUCAUAAGCUGGGCAGAGGAAGCAGCACUGAAGUGGUCAGCAGAAUAUUACCGCUGCUCCUCCAAGCUGGCUGCUUAGCUGAUAACCGAGCUCUGCACAUGUCGUCUGUGCUCUACAGCAAUGGCCUGGGAGUCAAGAAACAGCCCAAUAAGGCUUGGCUCCUGGCCCUGCUGGGAGCCCAGAACGAUGAUCGAUUAGCCCUUCUGCAUCUUGGGCACCUGCACCACCAGGGUCUCCAUGGCCUCCCCACAGACCCAGACCUGGCCUAUGCAUAUUAUGCAAACAUUGCUAAGCAGACAACUUUAGACCGUCUUAAUCCCACACCGCAGCAGACCUUUGUUGAGGCUGUUUACCUUAACAAUGAUGAAGUGUUGAAUGUCCAGACCAAUGAAGACCAUCAUAUUUUCCAGUGGCUUAAACUGCAGGCACGCCGGGGAGCAGCUGAAGCUGAGCAAGCAGUUGGUCGAAUGCUGUUCUGGGGUCAGCAGGGAGUGUCUCCAGACAUCCAGAAGGCUGUGAGACACUACGAACGGGGAGCUGUCCAGUGGGAAGACCCAGUGUCAAUGUAUGACUACGGCAUAGUCCUACUGGAGGGGCACGGGGUUAAAAAGGACAUUCCGAAAGCUGUCACUUUCUUGAAGAAAGCAAUGGACCAGGGUUUUGUUCCUGCAAUCAAUGCCCUCGCCUGGUACUAUGAGCGGUUUGAACAGGACUACAAGCAGGCAGUGCAGCUGUGGGAGCAGGCUGAUGUCCUCAAUUGUCCAGAUGCUGCUUUGAAUCUUGGUGUCGUGUACUCGCAGGGCCUGUAUCCAGGAAAAGCUGCUGACCAGUUUAUGGCCUAUAGGUACUAUCUGAAGUCUGCAGAGAGAGGGCACAUCAGGGGAGCAAUUCAACUGGCUGAGAUGUGGACCACUGGGAUACCCGGCCACAUCAACAGGCGUCCAUCAGAUGCAGUUUUGUGGGUAAAGUGGACAGCUGAGCACAAUGGAUACCUGGGCAGCGUCUUGCGGAAAGCCUUGGACUCAUAUCUCAAGAAUGACAUGUUCAGCUCACUGUUAUAUUACAUGAUGGCUGCUGAGUGCGGGUACGCUGCUGCCCAGUUCAAUGUGGCUUAUCUCUGUGAACAAAAUACGUUUGGCUUUCUGGAUCCUGCUUUUGCAUCAGACUGUACGUGGAGAUAUUACAACCUUACAAUCCAAAGUCAAAAUCCUGACACCUAUGCCUUUAUAAAGAUGGGUGACCUGUUGUAUGAGGGGCAUAGUGAUGGGCAGAAAGAUUUGUUUUCUGCAGCAGAGAUGUACAUGCUGGCAGCACUAAGGAAUGAGCCACAGGGAUGGUACAACCUUGGCCUCCUUUCUGAAGAGGGUUACAGGCUGCCGCUGUCAGUAUUGACUGAACUCGGCCUUUCAGAGCUGUACCUGGCUGACAAGAGUUUGCUUCUAAGUGCUUUGUACAAAAGAUGCAGAGACUCAGAAGAUACAGAUUCGUAUCUGCCUUGCAGCCUUGCCCUCUUCAAUGUGUAUCUUCAGUCUUUCCAAAAGGACUAUAGUGCUGCUAUUAAGUUCUCCACUGCUGUUGCCGUGGUUGCAGCUCCAACGAUAUUCUUAAUCGUCCUCGGUGUGCUCAGGAGACCCGCCGCGUCCCUCAACUAGAGAUUCUCAUCAGGAUCUUCAGUGCAACAAACAACAGCAAAGUCAACCUGCAGGCCAACGACAUGGCAAUAUUUUGUGCUAGUUUACAUACUGUAUGUUUACUAUUGGAUGACUGUAAAGA